AUGACGGUGCUACCCCGGCGCUCUCGGUCCGCUGCGGCUGCCGCCUUGAGCGCGUUGGCCCUGCUGGGCCUGCCGCUGCUGGCGAGCGCCGUCACCGUCUCGGCCAAGGUCGGCAUCGUGGGCGCGGGCAUUGCUGGCAUCCGCGCCGCCAGCAUCCUGGAGGCGGCGGGUGUUGACUAUGUUGUGCUGGAGGCCAGCGACAGGGUGGGCGGCCGCAUGCGCCAAGCGGCGAUCCAGCCGUAUGGCGGCGCCAACCUGGGACCCACCAAGGAGUUUGUAGAGCUGGGUGCCAACUGGAUCCAGGGCCUGAAGGGCAACCCAGUGUACGAUUUGGCUAUCUCCUGUGGCCUCAACAGCACCGCCCAGAACUGGGACUCGGUUACAACCUUCGAUGAGCUGGGGCAGCCCCUGCCGGACAACCAGAUCCCCUGGGACGAGUUUGACGCCGCUGUGCAGUGUGCAGCGUCAACAGUCAAACAGCAGCUGGAUAGCAACGCUUAUGGCGAUAUUGACGUGCGCGCGGCCUACCGACUCUGCGGCUGGAACCCCGUCAAGCCCAUUGAUUAUGCUGUUGAGUGGUGGUCUGUCAACUUUGAGUGGGCCGAGACAGCUGAGAUGGUCUCAUCCCGCUACACCCAGCCCGCUCUCGCAUACACGGAUUUUGAGGACGCUGACCUCUUCGCCCAUCAGCAGACCGAGGGCGGCCUUGCCAAGCUUGUCACCUGCCUGGCUGCCAAGUCAAAAAUCGACCUCAACAGGCGUGUCAAGCUCAACACCAAGGUAGUUGUGAAGACCGACACAAAAUUCGACUUCAAAUUCGAUUACGUCAUCAGCACGCUGCCCAUCGCCAACCUUCAGCGCAACCUCGACACGCUGUUCCCAGCCUCGUACUGGCCGCCGGCCAAGCGCGCCGCCCUGAUGCAGUUCCGCAUGGCCACAUACACCAAGGCAGGCACCCUGUUGAUAGCAGGGCAAUAA
Messenger RNA from Monoraphidium neglectum, 978 nucleotides. Its product is annotated as Polyamine oxidase. The transcript has 4 exons. The coding region runs from base 1 to 978 and encodes 325 amino acids. Gene Ontology annotation, molecular function: oxidoreductase activity. The record is from RefSeq and is a predicted model, not a curated record. Lineage: Eukaryota; Viridiplantae; Chlorophyta; Chlorophyceae; Sphaeropleales; Selenastraceae.